CAGACAAAACUAGGGUUUGCAUUUCGUAGCAGCAAUGGCGCCGACGAAGGAGAGAGCAUCUAGGGUUAGCCGAAACUCUGAUUUGAUCAGAGGGAUUGGAAAGUUCUCAAAGUCACAGAUGUAUCACAAGAAAGGUAUCUGGGUUAUUAAGGCCAAAAAUGGUGGCGUUUUUCCUCAUCAUGAUCCUAAACCUAAGCCCGAAACUGCUGUUGAAAAACCACCAAAAUUUUACCCUGCUGAUGAUGUGAAGAAACCUCUUCGUAACAAGCAUAAGCCUAAGCAGACUAAGCUCAGGGCAAGCAUCACUCCCGGCACAGUGCUGAUUCUUCUUGCUGGUAGAUUUAAGGGCAAGAGGGUGGUGUUUUUGAAGCAGCUUCCUUCUGGAUUGCUUCUUGUAACUGGUCCCUUCAAGAUCAACGGAGUUCCUUUGAGAUGUGUGAAUCAGGCCUAUGUGAUUGGUACAUCAACCAAAGUCGAUAUCUCCGGUGUUAAUGUGGAUAACCUUGAUGACAAGUACUUUUCAAAGGAAGCCCCAAAAAAGAAGAGCAAGGGAGAAGGCGAAUUCUUUGAGUUAGACAAGGAGGAGAAAAAGGUGUUACCUCAGCAGAAGAAAGAUGACCAGAAAACAGUGGACGCUGCAUUGAUAAAAGCUAUUGAUAGCGUUCCAGACUUGAAAACUUAUCUUGGUGCCAGGUUUUCUCUCAAGGCAGGUGUGAAGCCACACGAACUAGUUUUCUAGUUUGGCGGAAAGAGG
This is a messenger RNA of Medicago truncatula (barrel medic), 754 nucleotides long. Its product is annotated as 60S ribosomal protein L6. Gene Ontology annotation, biological process: cytoplasmic translation; ribosomal large subunit assembly. The record is from RefSeq and is a predicted model, not a curated record. The coding region runs from base 35 to 739 and encodes 234 amino acids. Gene Ontology annotation, molecular function: RNA binding; structural constituent of ribosome. Gene Ontology annotation, cellular component: cytosolic large ribosomal subunit; ribosome. NCBI's taxonomy places the organism in Eukaryota, Viridiplantae, Streptophyta, Magnoliopsida, Fabales, Fabaceae. The transcript has a single exon.